This is a messenger RNA of Epinephelus fuscoguttatus (brown-marbled grouper), 11314 nucleotides long. RefSeq names its product guanine nucleotide binding protein (G protein), alpha activating activity polypeptide O, a (gene gnao1a). Gene Ontology annotation, biological process: adenylate cyclase-modulating G protein-coupled receptor signaling pathway; G protein-coupled dopamine receptor signaling pathway. The record is from RefSeq and is a predicted model, not a curated record. NCBI's taxonomy places the organism in Eukaryota, Metazoa, Chordata, Actinopteri, Perciformes, Serranidae. Gene Ontology annotation, molecular function: corticotropin-releasing hormone receptor 1 binding; GTPase activity; G-protein beta/gamma-subunit complex binding. The transcript is spliced from 8 exons. Gene Ontology annotation, cellular component: heterotrimeric G-protein complex. Bases 705 to 1769 code for a protein of 354 amino acids.
AGCGCCACUGGGAGUAUGGAUGCUCUCCCUCUCUCCCCACUUCUGUUUUUUUUCACUCUUCUGACGUCAGCAACCUGCAAUUGAACGGACGCACUAACGAACGACCGAGCCCCUACCGGAGCUACCGGGAGGCAGUAACGUUACAGAGCGAGUAUCCCGCCGCCCGUCUCGGAGGAGCCAAACGGAGGAAACGUCCAGUGUGAGCCCGCCGUGAGAACCCCGUGCUGGAAUCAAACGAUGCGAGCGCUGCUCACCGCCGCCCAGUAACACACACUAACGCCGAGUGGAGAAGAAGAGAACCGUUACCGUGAUUUACCGACAGAACCCCAGAAGAGAGGACGGAGGACGGACGGACAGACCGCCACCGAGACCACGCUUGAGAAACAAACAACCGCGGUGGCUACAUCGAGCUGUGUUCGCGCUGUGGAUCAAACCCGAGUGGAUCCUUGAUUUAAAUGCUUUAACGGUGCCGUUACCCCCGGCUCGAGAGCGCGAGAGAGGGAGCUGCCCAGAGAGAAAGCCAGAGAGGGAUCACAGAGGGAUCGAAGGCUCAGCACAAAAAAGGAGGAAAUAAACCAAGAAGGGAGGAUUUGCAACCAGCUUUGUUUCCACGCACAAGUUUCAUUGAAUCCACCCUUUUUAUUGCCUUUUUUUCUUCCGUGGAUCCCGGUAUCGGUAACGCUAUCAAGCUGUGUUCUCUAACCAUGGGAUGUACUCUGAGCGCAGAGGAGAGGGCGGCUCUGGACCGGAGCAAAGCCAUCGAGAAAAACCUCAAGGAGGACGGUCUGACCGCGGCCAAAGAUGUUAAACUGCUGCUGCUCGGGGCUGGAGAGUCAGGGAAAAGCACCAUCGUCAAACAGAUGAAGAUCAUCCACGAGGACGGUUUCUCUGGCGACGACGUAAAGCAGUACAAGCCUGUUGUUUACAGCAACACCAUCCAAUCUCUGGCUGCCAUCGUCCGUGCCAUGGAUACACUGGGCCUGGAGUAUGGUGACAAAGAACGGAAGGCGGAUGCUAAGAUGGUGUGCGAUGUGGUCAGUCGUAUGGAGGACACAGAGCCUUACUCUGCCGAGCUGCUGUCCGCCAUGAUGCGCCUGUGGUCCGACUCAGGCAUCCAGGAGUGUUUCAGCCGCGCCCGCGAGUACCAGCUCAACGAUUCAGCGCAGUACUACCUAGACAGCCUAGAUCGGAUUGGUGCGGCAGACUACCAGCCCACAGAGCAGGACAUCCUGAGGACCCGAGUGAAGACCACAGGCAUCGUCGAGACACACUUUACCUUCAAAAACCUUCACUUCAGGCUGUUUGAUGUGGGAGGUCAGCGGUCGGAGAGGAAGAAGUGGAUCCACUGUUUUGAGGAUGUCACAGCUAUCAUUUUCUGUGUGGCGCUCAGCGGUUACGACCAGGUGCUGCACGAGGACGAGACCACGAACCGCAUGCACGAGUCUCUGAAGCUGUUUGAUUCCAUCUGUAACAACAAGUGGUUUAAGGACACCUCCAUCAUCCUCUUUCUGAACAAGAAGGACCUCUUUGAAAGCAAGAUUGUCAAGUCACCACUGUCCAUCUGCUUCCCUGAGUACACUGGUCCAGACACUUACUUAGAGGGAAUAGACUACAUCAAGGGUCAAUACGAGACUAAGAACAAGUCACCCAGCAAAGAGGUUUAUUCCCAUGUGACCUGCGCUACAGACACCAACAACAUCCAGUUUGUCUUUGACGCUGUCACUGAUGUCAUCAUAGCAAAUAAUCUGCGGGGGUGUGGCCUAUACUGAUGAUGCUGUUAAAUGUUAGCCAACGGAUGGAGGAUGUUUGACUUGUGUUUAACUAUACGGUACUAGUUAGGAUAUGUGGCCUUUAUCACUGAUGUCAUCAUAUGAUAGCCUGUCAAAUAAGAGGUAUGGGCUGUGUUUGUGAUGUCACCAUACUGCUUUACCGUAAAGCUAGCCAUUGGUCCAACUUGACUCUUAAUUAAUGAAUUCAUUGGUUGUGUGGUUUAUUGGUGCGCUGAGACUACUUUUACUGUAUUAUUUUACUUCCUGCUUAAGAAGAACCAAAUCCCAGUAACUUUGUGCCUUUAAUUGUACCAAAACUCUACAUCUUUUGUCGGUGUGCUGCAGAAAUCAUGCGCAAUACCUGCAGUGGACCCUUCUGGGAUACAAGGCUCCUGAGAUUUGUUUGUACAUACAGUAGUGCCGUACUCAAAGAACUAGACUGAUUGAUAAGUAACUGCGGGGGGGUUCAACAGUACUCCAAAAAACUGGUAUAAUGGGACUCAUUUGUUUACCCCAAAGUGUUUUUAAUCACUGUAGUUUGAAUUUGAGAUGUCACUCUUCUUUGCUUUAGACUUAUGCCUUAGUUACAUGAGGGGCAGUACGUUCUUUAACUACAGGGUCAUGUUCAAUUCACUCUAAGUUUACGUCAGAAAGAUGUUCUCCAGAUUUUAUGUGCAUGAGAUAUUAAAACUGUUGACAAGAUUAUGACCAAAUGUUAAGUCAUUAGAAAAAAAACAACUUCUUUUUGUAUAUAUUUUUCCAAAAAAGCUUUUCUGCACGCCUCCCUUGUUAUUCUGCAUGUUGAGUAAUAUGUUUUGUUUUCUGAUGACAGUCUCUGAUGUAUGCAAUGUGCUGGGUAGUGUCUCGCUAGUGCUUUGUUGCACUAAACUGUGCUCUUUUAAAGGUAGACUGUGCAGGAAUUGUCGGCUAAUAUUGUAAAUGGUAUUGCUAGGGAAAGUGAAAGUGAGAGCCAAGUCCAGAGUCCCUCUUGUUUGCUAUAUUUACGUUUUUGGCAUCCACAAUUUUCAUAGCUUCCUCUCAGAUGUAUGCUGCUUACAGUCUUGCACCUGGUGGCCUCCUUUUUAUUAAGUCCUGACCUCACUGCGCACUGUGCCCAGGAAUGUCCAGACCAAAUGAGAAGAAAAUUCAGGCAGAGGGCAGAGUCUCUGCAGAUAAAUACUCCACCACACAGUUCUAGUGGGUCAAAGUGAUGAUUGAAGAUUACUUCUGUUUAUACUUUGUUUUUUUUUAGGAAAAUCAUGUAUAGUAUAGUUUUAAUUAUGGAGCUGCAAAAUAAUCAAUAUUUAAUCAGUGGGACAUUAUGAUUAAGUCAUCAUAUGCAUAAAUACAGAGAAAAGGAUGAAGCAGUCAUUGUGAAAUUGUUCAACAAAGUCAAACCUAACUUAUUAUUGUCAAGUUUAUAAUAAUUUCACAGUGAUAUUUUCCUUUUUGCUUCAUAGCAGUGGCUGAGCCUCCACCAUAUGAUGUGAGAGAGGGCAGGGGAAUAGUAGCAGUCACACAAUCAUUAAAAACAUGUUAUGCUAUUAAAAAAGAGAGAUUUAAAAAGGUGAUGAAAUAACAUUUCAGUAUAAAAAGUUUGAAAUAUUUAUUGAAUAAGUUUACAUUGAAUUUUUCGUAUUUUAUCCUAGUCAUAUGUUUCUCAUCUAGUCAUAAUAAUGUGUCACGUUAUAAUGUCUUAUUCACUGGUUUAAUACUGCUCAUUUUGUAGUUCCAUUCUGAACAGUGUGACGCCUUGCUUAACAUAAGGAUUUAAGAAGUAGGACCAAUUAAUAACGCAGUGCUCGUUCAUCUUGUCCUGCCCUCCGCUGGCCUCAAAGAAACACACGGUCUCACAACAGCCUGAGGUCAGCUUCCCUUCAGCAAAGCCUUGCUCACUGAAAACCUGUGUGAGGUUGAAGAUUAUCAGAGUGGACUGCUCCCAGUAUUAAAUGUAAUUAGACCAAAGGUGAUUCCACUCAUUAAAUACAUGUCACAUGUUCUUCAGUCAUUCUUAAGUCACAUUUCUCUUUAUUUUACUGUAUUUUCAAUUGAUGGCACUUAGGUUGCCAUUAGUUCAGAUUUUAAAGGCCUAGUAGGAUUUGAACAUCUCUGACAUUAACGACUCCCACUGGUGCUAUCAUAAGGACGCUGUGGUAACAGCCCCAAUGAAUGAUUGCAGCAGUUUUGAUGAUGAUGGUCUCAUUUUUCUUCAAAAAGAUUCAGAUAAUUUGAAAGAUGCUAUCAUCACAGCAUCACAUACACAUUGGGCUUUAAAGGGGAAUGCCACCUAAAUUCAGAAUUCCAUUAUGUUAUUACCAUGUCCUUGGAAAAUUCAACCAGUAUUUGUGUCAAUGAGCACUUCUCUUUUAGAGCCAAAAACCAAAGAAGUAAGUCUCAAACUUAGGAUGUAAUCAGGUAUAAAGUCUGGAGCUGCUCCAUAGACAAUGAAUGGGAUUUUGUGGACCCAUGUUUGUAUUCUUUUUAUACCCAUAUGAGCUUUAUUCUAUUGUAGUGUUUUCAGGUCUAAAACAGAAAAUGUACCCAUAUACUUAAAACAUUCUGGAACAUCUUUCACCUUCCCCUGUCAAUAGAGCAGCCACACACUUUAUACCCUAUGACAUUACACAUUUGAGUUUGAGCACUCUAGCCUCUUUGUUUGGGAGAGUUGUUCAUGUUUACUUAUGUCUGGACUGUCUAAGACCAAAGGAAUAUCAUGUGUGAAUUUUAAAAUGAAUAUUGUUCCCCUUUGAGAAGAAAGUAAAAAAGAAAGAAAGAAAAAAGUGAUUUAUUUUCUAUUUGGUGGUGUCAUUUGACACAGCACAGACAGUUCAGUAAUGUUGUUAAAAACCACGGAGCAUUAGUCAUGGUUUGAGCAAUGGUUGUUAUCAUUUUGUUGAAAACUACCCAGCAGGGGUUCAUACAACAGCAGUGAGAUUGUGUGUUUCUAUGUUGCAGAGGAACAGUGUUAUUAGUGUUUUGGCCUUGGGUGCAUUUCAUUUGGGAAUACAUUUGUUUUGGUCCCUGUAGAAGGAUAUAAUUGAAAAUGCACCUCUGAUCUAAGAUAAAAGAGACCAGCAAUAUAGUUUAUUUAUUUCCCCUUUAUCUUAAAUGUAAAUUCAUAUUUAAAUUUAUAGGAAAGAAGUUGCUAUUUUUUUCCAGCCAUCAUUCUUCAUCCCUGUUGAUGUCACCUCUGGUCAUAUUUUAGGAUUGAUUUUCCCGGCUCUCAUGUUGCAGCAUUCAUGGGUCUACUAUGAAAUCACUUUAAAUGAAGAGCUUCAAGAGUUAUCGUUCUGACUCACCCAGACUAUUCCCAGAUAAUGCUUCAGAGGAGGCAUUGAUUUUAUAGGGCCCUGGGGCCCAAUCCAAAGUGGGGCUGCACAGUGUAAUAUCCCUACUGUCCACCUCUCUGCCUUAAUAAGCCAGAGGUGAGCUCAGAAAUACUGUGUGCUGGUGAGUACAUAUAGUCCUCUGGGACUACAAUGUCAACCUUGUGACUAUUGUUUUCGCCCCGAUGUUACGCUUUCCACUGAGUGAGUUCCAUUUCUGCUGGAUGGUAGUCGUCCCAGAGCUGCUGUUGGAUUAAGGUUUGAUGUGGUGCAUGGCUUAGUUGAAAUGACAAAGUGGAAAGUGUGCAAUUUGUGGGAACGGUUCAAAUUUGAGCUGCUGACAUUAAAGCCAGAGUGUUGCAUAUAAUACCAGGAAACACCAUCAGCUCCUCCCUUCUAUCUUUGUAAGCAACAGUUUACAGCAGCAUAUAGAAACAGAGCUUUGUUUGUCUGUGGGACUGAGCUGAGUGUGUGUGCAGCUUUAUUGCUAAGAGUGCUCUCUGGCAAACAGAGGUAGAGAGCUUCUUUAUUUAUUUAUGAGCUGGGCAUUUGCUUCGUUCCACUCUUCCCUUCCACACUCAAACAGCGAGGGCACGUCUCCACCCACUGCUCAGAGCUGCAAUUUUUUUUAGACAGGUAAAUGACAUCAUCGGCUCUUCCUACCACAUCUGUGCCAACUUUUCCUAAUUAGAGAGCUACCUGAGGCUGUUGAUCAGCCUCUGUGUGUGUGUGUGUGUGUGUGUGUGUGUGAGUGUGUAUCUUGUGUGCAUUUGUGCCUGUUUACCUUUUGUAUAUAGUUACCUACAUGUGUGUCUGUUGAUAGUACAGGAAAGGUCAGUGUGUGUGUGUGUGUGUGUGUGUGUGUGUGUGUGUGUGUGUGUCUGUGUCUGUGUCUGUGUGUGUGUGUGUGUGUGUGUGUGUGUGUGUGUGUGUGUUUGAGAGACAACAUCAGCCCAUGGGGGGUUGUGGGGGAGUCAGUAUCUGUGGAUUAAUUACCCAGAAGGCACCUGUCUACCCUUUCCACACACACAGGCCCUCAACAGACACACACACACAAACACACAGAAGACACAAACACACCCAUGGGAUGUCAAAAUGUCACCUCACUUGCCCAUGCCAAAUAAAACCACCAUUUUCAACCAGAGAGCCUCAGAUGUUUUUUGGUUCUGUUGCCAAACACGAAGUGUGCUGUUAUGCAUAUUGGUCUUUAGGUUAAUUUUGCUGCUCUUUGGUUAACUGGACUGCACAGGUCUGGUAGGAAUUAGCUAGCAGCAGCACUUAUUCGACAGUACCGCUAGUAACACCACCCCAACCCAACAGCGUUGCAUUGAAAACAUUGUGCCCACCCUCCUGUACCCCUCAGGUUACUCUAAAAUUUUGAGCCGCAAAGUAUUGUUAACUGUGUUAUAGGGCUGGGCGAUAAAUCGAUUUUAUUGAUUAAUUUGAGUUUGUAGUUGAGGCCGAUUUGUUUUAAUGAAAAUCGAGUUUCUCUUUAAAAUCUGCCACCGCCGCUCCCCGCUGGGCUCCUGUACUUCAGAGUGGGCUCACCCCUCCCCCCCCGCGCGCUUAAUACACAAACAACAUGGCAGCGAGCGGGGAAGAACUCGUUCUCAAGAAAGGGAACGAGUUCUUCAGCGCUUUUGUGUGCUCACCUGUGUCUGUGUGCUCACGUGUUUGUGUGUGUGUGUGUGGGUGCGCAUCAGGGCCGAACUCCGCCAUGCGCAACACAGAGAGCAGAGGAGGAUUUUAGACGUGCACUGUGUAGGGACAGAAAUGACAUGCCGUUGUGUAAAUAAGAUAAAUAAGUGUUACCAACGCCAAGCUGGCAGACCCCUGAACCGUACUAAAGGGACCUCUGAAGACCAUUAGCUCUUUUAGCUAAUAACUCAAAAACAGCAUGCAGAACUGCGUAGGCUUCUUCACUGUGGCUGCUCGAUGUAAACAACAGAGCACAUGCCUCACUUUCUUCCCGGGGCGCAUCUGUCUGACAUCACACACCACACCCGGCGCACUAACAUCUCAUACUUCCAACAUCAACUACACACAUAGACAGCUCCACACACACACACACACACACACACACACACACACACACACACACACACAAGCCACGCACAUCAGGCUCAGCCUGUAACAUAAGGCUAUUUAGUUUGUUUAAUAAAAGGACAAGGUAUAGACCUGUUCUAUAGUAAAGGUAACCUUAAAUGACUUCUGUUGUGAUCCAGUAUAAUGGUAGGGGAAACACUGCCGUAUGAUAAGAAAGGGGUCCGGUGGAAAGCGAUCACAGAUGCAGUCGCCAUGUAUAUUGCAAGAGAUAUGGUGCCCAUAUAUAGGCUACUGUGGAAAAGCUGGGGUUUAUUCACAUGCUGAAAGUUUUGGACCCCAGGUAUGUGCUACCAGGCCACAAAUAUUGUUUUUGUAAGUAGGAGGGGAAAAAAUCGAUUUAAAUCGUGAAUCGGAUUUGUAGUGAAAAAAUCAGAGAUUUUUAGCCCUACUAUGUUAUUACUAUUAGCUCUGUUAGUUCUAUAAGCAAUGUCAGCAUGGCUAGUGGUGCUAACAUGGAUAAUCAUGUCAAAGGGGUUUUGCGACACAAAACAAGGCUGCAUAUUCACUGGGGCGACCUUAGGGAGACCGAAGGGUAGACUAUGUUUCUGUUGCCACAGCCACCUGCUAGGUAGCCCUAGUGAGUAAGCUUGCGCUGCUAAUUACAAAUAAGUGGCACCGCUAGCUAGAUCCCACCCUGCCUGGGUGGUGCGCAGUGCAGAGCAACGAAGGCUAGCUACCAAAACAGACCAGAGCAUGCAGCGGGCACUAUGUUUCCACAUGUUAACAUGACUAACUGACUCUGACUAACUUUGUCAGACAUUUACAUCACAAAACAAGAAAAUACCGCCACUUGUUAUUGGAUAGUGCUUUGAAAGCUCUGGUUAAUCUCACGUAGUCAGGAGAGUAAAGGGAAAGGUCUCUUGAUGUAUUUCCCUUAAGUUUGCUUUUUUUUCACUAUUAAAAAUUAACCGUUUAGUUACCGGUAAAUGGUUGUUGGGCUGUCAAAAGCCAAAUCAACCAAAACUGACAUUCCUAACCCUAAAAUGGUGUCAAAAUAUGUCCACAUCACAGAUUUUUUUAAUUAACUUUUUUACUUCACUUCCAACGUCUGUCUGUGGUUAAACUGUGCAUAGAAAAACAGUUUUGUAAUUUCCAUAAAGCCAGACAACACUGACAAACAAAUAAACAUUGACAUGCUGAGCAUCUGUGCUAAAUGCUUAGAUUUGGGGGUUAUUUUAAAUGCACAAGACAGCAAAGAUGAAACAAACUAUUCUCAUCAUUUAACAUUUGCACUGAAAUAGAACUGUGCCCUCAUUCAGUAACAUUACAGGAUCUUUCCAUCUGCCUGAAUGCCCUGUCACUGUAAAUGUGUGUUUAAUCCAGCAUUUGUUGAAUGAAUAGUUUUUGUUGACCAACAUCCUCACUUAAUGCAAGGCGGGAGGCUGUGGAGACACCCCUUGCCUAAUUUGUAAUUUUUAUUUAUUUUUUUUUUUUUGAUACAUUUAUGUCCCUGUUUUUAUGCCUGAAAGCCUAGAGAGCAGCCGGCAGUAGACAUGAGCUGCAGAACAACGGGCUGUUGAAAUUUUCAUCCACACUAAGUUAGCAAGCUCCAAUUCACAUUCAGCUGAAAGGACAUGCCUACAUUUGUAUUUGCCCUCAGGGUGGCAGUGGCAAUAUACUGUUCGAGUUUUGUCUUCCAACGUCUUUCAUGCCUGUGUUUUCCUCGGGCAGCACACAGAACAGGAUGUAUCCAUGUUUCUGUUGCACAGAGACUUCAGUGGCAUACCAGAUGCACUUAAAGGCCCAUAAUUGUGUUUUUACAUACAGUAUUGAAAUCACCUAAAUAUAACUUUGACAUGCAAAUAUUUGCGCAUCUUUACCCAGCCCCUGUGAGAGGGUCCACUGAUUCUCAUAAUUCCAUUGGAAUUCACUGAUUUUGCUGCAGAAUUUUGCCAUUUUAAAUGCUGGCUUAUUUUACCAGUAUACUGGCAACACAUUCUCACUCAUGACCUGCAAAUAUGGCGGCUUAAUCAGGGCCUCUGCACUUCAACUAUUACACCCUAAAUAACCCUAAAGUCUUGUGUUUGUUUGACAGCCCAACACCCUUCCCUCCCACCCUAUACAGAUGUUCUCACUCUUCAUACUACAUCACUGCUGCAGAUGGGUUUACGUUUGAGUUAGUCUCAUACUAACAUUAAAGGGUGCCUUGUGGGUUACUAGUUGACAGCAGGGGCUACUGAACAAGCUGCCACAUCCUGGGAAUGAGAAAGGCCUGAUAGAGGACAUAGACUGCAGUAAAUGGACCAAAACAUGCCUACUGUGCUAUUAGAAGUACACACAGCUACCAUUUCUUUAACAUGAGUUUUGGUAUAAAAGUGUGAAAUCAAAAUGGAGGAAAAUAGAAGUGUUAUUUAGGAAUCUUAUCUCUGCUUCAUCCUUGAUAAACUGAACUCUCAUUUCGCUGAUGAGGGACAGACACAUGAUAUGAGAAUGCUGUAGUCCUGCAAGAGCCAAAAAAAAGAUUUCCUUUCAUUGUAUUUGUGCCUGAAACCUAAACCUCUCUCUCUAAUAGCUGGUUUAUAAGGGGAAGACAGAAUUGAUGCUUUCUCUGAGAGGAGCUAGCUAUGAGCAGAUCACGCUCUGUGUGUGUGUGUGUGUGUGUGUGUGUGUGUGUGUGUGUGUGUGUGUGUGUGUGUGUGUGUGUGUGUGUGUGUGUGUGAAAUGGCAUGUAUAUGUGUGUUUGUGCUUUUCACAGCAAGUCGGUACGCCUGAUGAAUUAUCAACAACCAAUGAGAAAUUACAUCAGCGGGCCAAGCUGAGAGGAUAGUGGGUAGUGUAGUUUGUCCCAGCAAUAAAUAAUAGAUUCAUAGGCUGUAGUGAACGAGAGAUUUGUAGGUUAUGUAGAGGAGGUUUAUGGAUACAGUCUCUUUUUUUAGGUGACUGGCUUUGGUGUAAUUAAUAAUACAGUCAACAUUUCAUUCAGGUAGCAAAGGUCCUAGUUCAUCUGGGCAGCAGAUGGAGAUAUUAGCACCUUGUACCACUUAAAGCCUUAGCAACAAUCUCUGAUAUCCCACAAUGGCAGCCAAAUGUUUCUGACUGAACUUUGAUCCCAAAGUUUAGUGCCAAAUGUUUCUCAUGUAAGAGUUAAAUGAACUCCUGUAGUGUCUUUCUGCCGACUUAUUUAUGCUUCUAAUUUAAGUAGAGUAGGGUUUUGCCUGUAAAUGCUUUUAGGUCAUUAUAAUAUGUCCAAUUCAUAGAGUGUAUGUAAAGAUGGAUGACAUGACAGAUCCCCAAAAGUGAAGCCGCGACAUCUCAAUCGCCCCCUGGUGGCUGGCUGUAGUAUCGGUCAUAAUAAAGAUUGCCCUCAUUAUGUUAGUGGAGAGGACACAGGCCAAACUAAAAACUCAGAGCACACGUCAAAUACAUUUUUCUGUCAUUUAAGGUAGUUUUUAUCAUGCUGCUUUAUGUUCAAGUGUUUGUUUUUCGUAUAAGUUUGGUUUUAAUUAGUUAUUUGAUGCUAUAAAACAGGAAUUUUACAACAUGAUUGACAACUGUGUGAGCCAGUUGGUGGGCUUGCAUUCAGUGGCACUGCUUGCAAUCGGUUUGAUGGGUGUAUGCGUGGAAAACUUGUAAUUUUAGCUUCACCUCUGUACAGUGGGGAUAAGUGGAGAUGCAUCGUACAUCUUUAUAUACAGUCUGUGGUCCAGUUCUAAUUCCAUACAAUGAGCACAUAAGCCUCUGCAGAGCCAGGAAGAUCCUGCUCUAUGACUGGACUGGAAGAGGAUUCAGGCAGUUGCAUGGGACAUAUCAUAAUGAACUUGUGUAGAAUUAAGGAGGCAGACUGUGAGCUGGUAAAAGUCCUCGCGCUCAUCAUGCUAUUACUCAUCAUACCCUUACUGCUGCAGCUUUAUUAGCCUUCAUUUCUCUGACCCCUCUGUCAACCAACCAACACCUGUCUGUACUUUCCAAAUCACCUACAGCAAAAUGUGUGUGUGUGUGUGUGUGUGUGUGUGUGUGUGUGUGUGUGUGUGUGUGUGUGUGUGUGUGGUGUAUUUUACUGAGCACUGUAGGUAAAAUAUAUCUGCUGUAUCUCCCUCACUGCUGUGAUAAUUUAUUGAAAGUUGUAUUUAUACAGAAGAGAAAUGACAAUAAAGCAUCACAUGAGUAACUUGA